This is a messenger RNA of Coregonus sp. 'balchen', 16022 nucleotides long. Lineage: Eukaryota; Metazoa; Chordata; Actinopteri; Salmoniformes; Salmonidae. The record is from the annotation of a GenBank genome assembly.
AAGAAGAAGAAGAAGAAGAAGAUUAUUAUUCUUGAGUGGCACGCACAAUCGAGUGGUGGGGUCCGAAAGAGGGGAUCGUUUGAAGGGAAACCAAGGUUGAUGUUCGUGUUGGGAAUAGCGGGAUCUUGGGUAUGUAAAUAGUGAUUUUCAUUAUAUGUGCUACUGUUGUGGACGUUUAACUUGCAUGCGUAAACGUACCGUUUGUGUCAAAAGCUAACUAGCAUAAAAUAGCUUGGGGGUGGGGGUCAAAACUAGCCAGUCAGGCACCACUAACGUUAGCCCCUCUGUCUUUUGUUCGGUUGUCAGCCCGUAGCCAGCCAGUCAGCUAGCUGACUAACAAGCUACUUGCUUUGGAGAAAGGGGAGAAUAAUUACCUAGCCAGCAUAAACCAGCUGUCUGUCAGUGAAUACAUUUUACCUAACGUUACUGCCGCGUUAAAGCGGAGGUUGUGUACCAGUAACUUGUUAGUUAGUAGCAGUGUUGACUAGCUAGCUAUUUAGCUGUUGGUUAGCUUACGUUAGUUUGUUUCGCUAACUAGCCCAUACGGAAUAUGUUUGCUAUGUCGUAAGCUAGCUAGGAGGAACGAUUUAAUUAGUAGGAUAAAAUGCAUUACCUAGCUAGCUACUGUAGGUAGCUAGUUUACCUGUCACACAUGCAGGGUGUACUGCCAACCAUUUGAGAAUAGCUUUAAUUAACUAGUUAGCUAGUGGUUAGCUAACGUUGGCUUGAUAGCUGGCUAACACAGCCGGUGUUCUGACAAUGAUGAUGAUCUGAUCAUCCAUGCAAGCCACAGUGCAACAAUGGAUCAUAGCUACUCAAUUUCAACACCAGUCAGCUAGAUAACCCAAAAUGUGUUGCUUGCUGCAGGUGGACCUCAAAUGAAUUAGCCUAGCUAACGAUAGAGACCCCUGGCCUUACCAAGUCAGAUGCUUCAGUGACAGUGGGGUUGAUCAUUGUGAGACUUGAGAAGAGAUAUCCAGCUAAAUAGGGAAAUUGAUCAAGCCUAGACAGGAAAUAUCCUGUCAUCAACCUCUCCCUUAUCUAUUCCCUGUGUAAUUGUAUCAGGAAACAAUGGCCUCUCUCAUUUGUCACUGAGAUGGGUGCUCAGUAUCUCUUCCGCCCCCACAUUGUAGAAAAUGUACUGUAUUACAGUACUACUUGAAAAUGAAACUACCCCUUUAACCUAAGUCUUAGUCUAUUUUCUAAUGUGAUCAUGGAAAACCAAGAGCUUGUUUUAGUUGGACGUUGCAGUGGGAUCAUUCUUCGCUCAGACUCACAAGGAUUAGAAUGAACUAAGGUCGAAACUGCACACUGUGCAAAAUGACACCGCUUAUAACGUCAGUCAACACAUUCAUUUUACUAAUGAACAAUCAGAUUUUGUUUUCUUCUGUAGGUUAUACUGACAAAGGGUUAUUUUGACAAAGAGCAUUGGGCCAGUAACCGAAAGGUCUCUUUUCUCCCCCUCUCUUUUCUCCCCUACUCCCCCUCUCAUUUCUCCCCUGCUCCCCCUCUCUUUUCUCCCACCUGCUCCCCCUCUAUUUUCUCACCUACUCCCCCUCUAUUUUCUCACCUGCUCCCCCUCUAUUUUCUCACCUACUCCCCCUCAAUUUUCUCCCCUCCCCCUCUCUUUUCUCUUCUGCUCCCCCACCUUACAUUUGUCCUUUUGUUCAACUCUCUCACUCCCUGCUCUGUGGUAAAGACAGCUGCUGGUUGCAGGCAUCGAGUGGCGUAACAGAAGCAGUGUGCCAUCCUCUGUCCUCCUACCCAUGUCUGUCCUCCCAGCCUGUUAGUGUCCCCUCAUUGUCUGCCUUGUCCAGCCUAAAGACCUCCUCUCCCUCAUGCUUUGGACAAAGCCAGCACACUGCCAGCCCAAUGACUGCCUGGAUCGUCUUGCCUGUCAGCCUCUCUGCCUUCUCCAUCACAGGAAUAUGGAUAGUGUGAGUUCUCAAAUACUAGGCUCCAGUUACAUUUGACCUCCAUACUAAGGGUGUAUUACAAAGUGAUUGACAGAGAAACAUUGAUAGAUCCGGUUUCUUGGACACAGAUUAAGCCAAGUCCUGGACUUUAAAAAGCAUGCUUAAUGGAAAAUCUCAAUCUUUAGUCCAGGACUAGGCUUAAUGUAUGUCCAGGAAACCAGCCCAUAAUGUUGUGAUUUUAAAUCAUUGAUGUGUUUGUUUUCCCCCACAGCUACGCCAUGGCUGUGAUGAACCAUCACGUUUGUCCUGUGGAGAACUGGUGAGUGAUGCUUCAGUGAGAGUUUCUUUUAAAACAUUGUGGGAGUAAAGAAGACCCAGUUUUGUCUUUGGAUUUAUAGCCUACAUUGACGUGAUACUACAGAAUAUCAUCUGCUUGACUGAACAAAAAAGGGCUAAUUCCCUCCCAAAAUGGUGUAUCUUGUGUGCAGGUCCUACAAUGUGACAUGUACAGAGGAGAUGCCCAGGCCAGGCUUCCCCAAGACGUGCUGCACCAUGCAGGACAUCCCCCUCAUCAGGUCUCACAUUCCUUCUCUCUCGCCUUUCAUGCUGACCACACCUGCCGCGUUGUGUGCGCGAGCGUUGCAAAAUAAAUGUACACAUGCAUGUUAUUCAAUCAUUUCAUCCAAACUGCUCGCGCGCGUCAGCGUAGCUAGGCGCUAGAAUAGAACUUGCUUCUAUUUGUGACGCUUGACGCACUGCAAGUCCCGCAUCUCCCAUCUCCUCAUUGGUUUUUAGGAGCAUAUACACACGUGGGUGAUUGAAAGAUGAACAAGGUCCACACUCCAGUCCAGUUGGUUGCAGUAAUGCAUCUUAAAGUUGGUUGCCAACCUAGAAACUAACUAGGUUUCCCCUUUUAUCUGUGGAUUAAUUGUCGGGAGUAAAGAACACACGAUUUUGUGUGACUCAAAAUGGGUCGAUAUUCUACAAAGAUCCAGCCCAAAAAAAGGACCUAGUACAUUUCAGGUAAAAUAACAACCCAAUGUUUAUAUCCCAGGACAAAUUAGCUAGCAACAGCAAGCUAGCUAGCUAAAUGUCAAAUUAAUAUAGUUGGUUCAGAGUUCAUUUAGAAAUUUCAGCCUGUGUGUCCUGAUCGCGUCUGGUGGGGUUAGACAAACUCAACAUGCGCACGAUGACGCACGCACGUGCGGUCAGUGUUGACCAAUGUUUGACUUGUUUUCAAAUUCUUUGUGGGUCUGUGUGAUCUGUGGGAAUUAUGUAUCUCUAAUGUGGUCAUACAUUUGGCAGGAGGUUAGGAAGUGCAGCUCAGUGUCCACCUCAUUUUGUGGUCAGUGGACUCUAAAGAGCCAGGUCUGCCUAUGGUGGCUUCUCUCAAUAGCAAGGCUAUGCUCACUGAGUCUGUACAUAGUCAAGGAUUUUCUUAAUUUUGUGUCAGUCAGUGUUCAGGUAUUUUGCUACUGUGUAUUCUCUGUUUACAGCCAAAUAGCAUUCUAGUUUGCUCAGUUUUUUGGUUAAUUCUUCUAGUUUUCUUUUAGCGUUCUCAUAAUUUGGUUGGGUCUAAUUGUCUUGCUGUCCUGGAGCUCUGUGGGGUCUGUUUGUGUUUUUGAACAGAGCCCCAGAAUCAGCUGGCUGAGGGGACUCUUCUCUACGUUAAUCUCUCUGUAGGUGAUGGCUUUGUCAUGGAAUGUGUGAGCGUUGCUUCCUUUUAGAUGGUUGUAGAAUUUAAGAUAUAUUUUCUGGAUUUUGAUAACUAGCAGGUAAAGUCCUAUUUCUGCUCUGCAUGCAUUGUUUGCGUUGUACACAUUUAUAUUUUUGCAGAAUUCUGCAUGCAGAGUCUCAAUUGGGUGUUUGUCCCAUUUUGUGAAUUCUUGGUUGGUGAGUGGACCCCAGACCUCACAACCAUAGAAAGCAAUGGGUUCUGUAACUGAUUCAAAUAUUUUUAGCCAGUUCCUAAUUGGUACUUUGUUGAAGCACCUUUGGCAGCGAUUACAGCCUUGAGUCUUCUUGGGUAUGACACUACAACCUUGGCACACCUGGAUUUGGGGAGUUUCUCCCAUUCUUCCCUGCAGAUCCUCUCAAGCUCUGUCAGGUUGGAUGGGGAGCGUCGCUGCACAGCUAUUUUCAGGUCUCUCCAGAGAUGUUCGAUCGGGUUCAAGUCCGGGCUCUGGCUGGGCCUCUCAAGGACAUUCAGAGACUUGUCCCGAAGCCACUCCUGCGUGGAUUUCAUCAAGGAUCUCUCUGUACUUUGCUCCGUUCAACUUUCCCUCGAUCCUGACUAGUCUCCCUGUCCCUGCCGCUGAAAAAGAUCCCCACAGCAUGAUGCUGCCACCACCAUGCUUCACUGUAGGGAUGGUGCCAGGUUUCCUCCAGAUGUGACGCUUGGCAUUCAGGCCAAAGAGUUCAAUCUUGGUUUUAUCUGACCAGAGAAUCUUGUUUCUCAUGAGCUGAGUCCUUUAGGUGCCUUUUGGCAAACUCCAAGAGGGCUGUCAUGUGCCUUUUUACUGAGGAGUGGCUUCCGUCUGGCCACUACCAUAAAGGCCUGGUUGGUGGAGUGCUGCAGAGAUGGUUGUCCUUCUGGAAGGUUCUCCUAUCUCCACAGAGGAACUCUGGAGCUCUGUUAGUGACCAUCGGGUUCUUGGUCACAUCCCUGACCAAGGCCUUUCUCCCCUGAUUGCUCAGUUUGGCCGGGCGGGCCAGCUCUAGGAAGAGUGUUGGUGGUUCCAAACUUCUUCCAUUUUAAGAAUGAUGGAGGCCACUGUGUUCUUGGAGAUCUUCAAUCCUGCAGAAAUGUUUUGGUACCCUUCCCCAGAUCUGUGCCUCGGCACAAUCCUGUCUCUUAGCUCUACAGACAAUUCCUUCGACCUCAUGGCAUGUCCAAUCAAUUGAAUUUACUACAGGUGGACUCCAAUCAAGUUGUAGAAACAUCUUAAGGAUGAUCAAUGGAAACAGGAUGCACCUGAGCUCAAUUUCAAGUCACAUAGCAAAGGGUCUGAAUACUUAUGUAAAUAUGGUAAUACUGUUUCAUUUUUUUAUAAAUUAGCAAAGAAUUCAAAACCUGUUUUCGCUUUGUCAUUAUGGGGUAUUGUGUGUAGAUUGAGAAAAAAUAAAUAUUUAAUCAAUUUUAGAAUAAGGCUGUAACGUAACAAAAUGUGGGGAAAGGGUCUGAGUACUUUCCGAAUACGCUGUAUACACUGAGUGUACAAAACAUUAGGAACACCUGCUCUUCCCAUGACAGACUGACCAGGUGAAUCCAAGGGAAAGCUAUGAUCCAUCACUAAUGUAACUUGUUAAAUACACUUCAAUCAGUGUUGAUCAGUGGCGGUCGGUGACGUUUAAGAUGAGGGAGGACGAUUCUUUUUUUAUGAGCAUGGCCUUAUUUCCAUUUACUACAUAUUGGAUGACUCAUUCAUAUUCCAUUCACCCAGCUCAAUAUAACAUCGAUAGGUUUAAGCUACUACAUGAUACUCAAAUUUUCGCUAUACCUAUCAUGAGGUUGCUACAACCUAGUCUAUGAAAAGUUUACAACGUAAGUGUACAGGUUGAGAGAGAAAUUUGAGUAAUCGAGGUGACAGACAGUGACACAUUCAAUACCGCCCUGCACACUCUUGCCUGAAUCUAGCUGAUCUAGGGUGUAAUCAUUAGUCCAAAAGUUGCAAAUGAGAGUUUCUAUUGGACAAAUUCAGAUAUGUUUAUCCCCGUUUUUGUUACUUUGUUAAAAACUGUUCAACUAUUGUCUUUCUCUUUGAGUCAUUUUAUGCAUUGCAGUGCAAGCUAGCUGUAGCUUAUACUUUCAGUACUACAUUCGUUGUCUGAUCCUUUGAUUAAGUGGACAUCAUUUCAUGCUGCAAGAUCUCUGAUGGGUUGGAGGACAUCCUCUGGAAGUUGUCAUAAGUACUGUGUAAGUCUUUGGAAGGGGGUGAGAACCAUGAGCCUUCUAGGUUUUGUAUUUAAGUCAAUGUACCGAUAGGAGGACGGAAACUAGCUGUCCUCUGGCUACACCAUGGUGCUACCCUACAGAGUGCUGUUGAGGUUACUGUAGACCUUCAUUGCAAAACGGUGUGUUUUAAUCAGUUAUUUGGUGACGUGAAUAUAUUUAGUAUAGUUUUAUCCAAAAAGGAUAACUUCUUUUAAUGUUUCACUAUUUACAUUUUUCUGAAAUUCACUAAGGAGGAAGGUCCUCCCCUUCCUCCUCUGAGGAGCCUCCACUGGUGUAGAUGAAGGGUUGGAGGUGGGUUAAAUAAAGAUUUUUAAGGCUUGAGACAAUUGAGACAUGGAUUGUGUAUGUGUGCCAUUCAGAGAGUGAAUGGGCAAGACAAAAUAUUUAAGUGCCAUUGAACAGGGUAUGGUAGUAGGUGCCAGGUGCACCGGUUUGUGUCAAGAACUGCAAUGCUGCUGGGUUUUUCACGCUCAGCAGUUUCCUGUGUGUGUCAAGAAUGGUCCACCACCCAAAGGACAUCCAGCCAACUUGACACAACUGUGGGAAGCAGUGGAGUCAACAUGGGCCAGUAUCCCUGUGGAACACUUUCGACACCUUGUAGUUCUUGCCCCGACGAAUUGAGGCUGUUCUGAGGUCAAAAGGGGGUGCAACUCAAUGUUAGGAAGGUGUUCCUAAUGUUUUGUACACUCUGUGUAUGUUGAGGGUGGGACUCAAGCUGCAUCCCUGUCUCACCCCACGGCCCUGAAGAAAGAAAUCUGUGUUUUUAUUGCCAAUUUUAACUGCACACUUGUUGUUUGUGUACAUUGAUUUUAUAAUGCCAUAUGCUUUUCCCCCAACACCGCUUUCCAUCAAUUUCGAUAGCAGACCCUCAUGCCAAAUUGAGUCCAAAGCUUUUUUGAAAUCAACAAAGCAUGAGAAGACUUUGAUUUUGUUUGUUUGUCAACAAGGGUCUCUCUCGCUCUUUCUCUCUCUCAUUCGCUCUCUAGUGAUACAUACAUCUACAAAGUCUUAGCCUUGUAACCAGACCAGAAGAGAAAUAGUUACAACCUUAUAAUAAACCAGUGUCAUGCAUGCCUUUUCAUAAUAUAAGCCUAGUCAACUAGUGAGUGCAUUACUUAUGUGUUUUGGGUGACAUGUUGUUUCCUCCCCCCUCCCUCUUGUGUCUCCUACAGUAAGUGUGGCUCCUUCCCCCCUGAGAGCUGUCUGUUCAGUCUGAUCGGGAACGUUGGAGCCUUCAUGGGUAAGAAGAGUCUCUUCUCCAUCCCAAAUGGCACACUAUUCACUAUUUAGCGUGCUAUUUUUGACCAGGACCCAUAGGUCUCUGUUCAAAAGUAGUGCACUAUGUAGGGAAUCAUAGGGUGUCAUUUGGGAUGCAGCCCUCUUCUGUCAUCACUCCACAGCCACUCACUCACACUGACAAUAAGCUGUGCCCUCUGUAUCAUUCAUCAGUGAUAUCUUGGAGGUUAAAGGAAAAAUCCACCCAAAACCACUCAUUACUUUAAUUUACAGUGUUAAAUAACACUAAUAUGUGAGUUUUCUUUUUUGGUGAACAAAUGUUUCAUUUUGCCGUUAUAAUAAGGUUGGUAGUAACAUGGAAAAUUGUUGUGGAAAUCUGUAGGUGUUCAAGUCAACUACAAAAUCCACAAUGCAAUACUCGCUCUAUGGGCUGGCUGGCUGGCUUGCUAGCUAGCUAGCUAGCUAGCUAGCUAGCAAACAUAGCUACACACAAUAAAGCCAAAUACAAUAUCGGCAUGUAAUGUAGCUAGAUAGCUGUAAAAUUGCCUAAACAAACUGCACUAUCAAUUUAGGAGUCUACAAUCUCACCAUGUUCAACCUGCAGAUUGAUGUGCCUCACAGAGGGAAGUCUAACAUUCGCAAAGGCAGAUAUACUUUUGAGGAGAUGGGAAACGUUGCCCAUGCUACGUCAAUGGGCUGCGCGGUGCAUUCUGGGCGAUUCUGGGACAAGGAGCGCACUCCUUCAAGGCGUGAAUGGGAGUCUAUUGGGCGCUAGUUCAAAAACCCCACAUUAGCACGAAUUUCGUCAACAAGAAGUACAACAUUACAAAUCUUUUCUCAAAUGUGAGAUAAUUAACUUGCCAUCUGGAUGGUCUUCAGAGAUAGAUGGGAGGGGUUGAGGGUAGCUGAAGGAUGGGAUUAAAAACAAACAAAAGGUAACUAUUGUAAAAUACAUUGUGUGUGUAAAAUGUGUGUGUAUAUAUAUAUAUAUAUAUAUAUAUAUAUAUAUAUAUAUAAAAAUAAAUAAAUAAAUAAACUGGAAGUAGAAGCCUAAGUGUUAUCCAUUCGUUUACUCCAAUUAGGGGAGGGGUGGUAGGGUUAGGGGGAAAAUAAUAAAGGAAAAUAUAUAACAAAAAUGUAUGUACAGUGCAUUCGGAAAGAAUUGAGACCCCUUGACUUUUUCCACAUUUUAUUACAUUACAGCCUCAUUCUAAAAUUGAUUAAAUUGUUGUUUUCCCCUAAAAAAAUCUACACACAAUACCCAUAAUGACAAAGCAAAAACAGGUUUUUAGAAAUUUUUGCAAAUGUAUUAAAAAUAAAAAACUGAUAUCACAUUUACAUAAAUAUUCAGACCUUUUACUCAGUACUUUGUUGACACACCUUUGGCAGCGAUUUACAGCCUCAAGUCUUUUUGGGUAUGACGCUACAAGCUUGGCACACCUGUAUUUGGGGAGUUUCUCCCAUUCUUCUCUGCAGAUCCUCUCAAGCUCUGUCAGGUUGGAUGGGGAGCGUUGCUGCACAGCUAUUUUCUAGGUCCCUCCAGAAAUAUUCGAUCGGGUUCAUGUCCGGGCUCUGGCAGGGCCACUCAAGGACAUUCAGAGACUUGUCCCGAAGCCACUCCUGCGUUGUCUUGGCUGUGUGCUUAGGGUUGUUUUCCUGUUGGAAGGUGAAGUUGGAGCAGUGCUCUGGAGCAGUUUUUUCAUCAAGGAUCUCUCUGUACUUUGCUCCGUUGAUCUUUCCCUCGACCCUGACUAGUCUCCCAGUCCCUGCCGCUGAAAAACAUCCCCACAGCAUGAUGCUGCCACCACCAUGCUUCACCGUAGGGAUGGUGCCAGGUUUCCUCCAGACGUGACGCUUGGCAUUCAGGCCAAAGAGUUCAAUCUUGGUUUCAUCAGACCAGAGAAUCUUAUUUCUCAUGGUCUGAGAGUCUUUAGGUGCCUUUUGGCAAACUCCAAGUGGGCUGUCGUGCCUUUUACUGAGGAGUGGCUUCCGUCUGGCCACUCUACCAUAAAGGCCUGAUUUGUGGAGUGCUGCAGAGAUGGUUGUCCUUCUGGAAGGAACUCUGGAGCUCUGUCAGAGUGACCAUCGGGUUCUUGGUCAGGUCCCUAACCAAGGCCCUUCUCCCCCGAUUGCUCAGUUUGGCCAAGCGGCCAGCUCGAGGAAGAGUGUUGAUGGUUCCAAACUUCUUCCAUUUAACAAUGAUGGAGGCCACUGUGUUCUUGGGGACCUUCAAUGCUGCAGAAAUGUUUUGGUACCCUUCCCCAGAUCUGUUCCUCGACACAAUCCUGUCUCGGAUUUCUACAGACAAUUCCUUUGACCUCAUGGCUUGGUUUUUGCUCUGACAUGCACUGUGGGACCUUAAAUAGACAGGUGUUUGCCUUUCCAAAUCAUGUCCAAUCAAUUGAAUUUACUACAGGUGGACUCAAAACAAGUUGUAGAAAUAUCUCAAGGAUGAUCAAUGGAAACAGGAUGCAACUGAGCUCAAUUUCAAGUCUCAUAGCAAAGGGCCUGAAUACUUAUGUAAAUAAGGUAUUUUUGUUUUAUUUUUAAUACAUUUGCAAAAAUGUCUUAACCUGUUUGCCUCAUCAUUAUGGGGUAUUGUGUGUUGAUUGAUGAGGGGAAAAAAACAAUUUAAUCAAUUUUAGAACAAGGCUAUAACCGAAGAAAAUGUGGAAAAGUCAAGGGGUCUGAAUACUUUCCGAAAUGAUGGAAAUGAUGCAGACAAUUACUUUGAUGGAAGCUACAAUAUGCAUGUUUCUCGACAUAUACACUGACUUUGAGAAGGGAUUGCAUGACGAUUAGCUUAGCAACCGCGUGACGCAGCAUGACAACGUGAACACGAUUAGUCGACAGUCUGCUGGGUGGGGCGUAAUACGUUCCUUCAUUGAUUGGAUUCCUUUAUCCUUUCUAUUACAUUUACAUUUACAUUUUAGUCAUUUAGCAGACGCUCUUAUCCAGAGCGACUUACAGGAGCAAUUAGGGUUAAGUGCCUUGCUCAAGGGCACAUUUACGUCAUUUAGCAGACGCUCUUAUCCAGAGCGACUUACAAAUUGGUGCAUUCACCCUAUAGCCAGUGGGAUAACCACUUUACAAUUAUUAUUAUUAUUAUUAUUUAUUUUUUGGGGGGGGGGGGUAGAAGGAUUACUUUAUCCUAUCCCAGGUGUUCCUUAAAGAGGUGGGGUUUCAAAUGUCUCCGGAAGGUGGUGAGUGACUCCGCUGUCCUGGCGUCGUGAGGGAGCUUGUUCCACCAUUGGGGUGCCAGAGCAGCGAACAGUUUUGACUGGGCUGAGCGGGAACUAUGCUUCCGCAGAGGAAGGGGAGCCAGCAGGCCAGAGGUGGAUGAACGCAAUGCCCUCGUUUGGGUGUAGGGACUGAUCAGAGCCUGAAGGUACGGAGGUGCCGUUCCCCUCACUGCUCCAUAGGCAAGCACCAUGGUCUUGUAACGGAUGCGAGCUUCAACUGGAAGCCAGUGGAGUGUGCGGAGGAGGGGGGUGACGUGAGAGAACUUGGGAAGGUUGAACACCAGACGGGCUGCGGCAUUCUGGAUGAGUUGUAGGGGUUUAAUGGCACAGGCAGGGAGCCCAGCCAACAGCGAGUUGCAGUAAUCCAGACGGGAGAUGACAAGUGCCUGGAUUAGGACCUGUGCCGCUUCCUGUGUAAGGCAGGGUCGUACUCUCCGAAUGUUGUAGAGCAUGAACCUGCAGGAUCGGGUCACCGCCUUGAUGUUAGCGGAGAACGACAGGGUGUUGUCCAGGGUCACGCCAAGGCUCUUCGCACUCUGGGAGGAGGACACAACGGAGUUGUCAACCGUGAUGGCGAGAUCAUGGAACGGGCAGUCCUUCCCCGGGAGGAAGAGCAGCUCCGUCUUGCCAGGGUUCAGCUUGAGGUGGUGAUCCGUCAUCCAUACUGAUAUGUCGCUAGACCCUCUGUGAAAUUACACGUUUCUCAAUGUUGGAAUAUCGCAAAAAUAUGAUAAUUGGCUCAUUUGAGAGGUUGGUUGUUUGUGCAACAGUGCAAAUAAUACUUUUGCUGUGUCAUGGUGAUAAUGAUCUGAAGGUGGUGGUUAAAUACCUGUAAUUAUACAUUCUAUCUGUUUUUUUUGUCAUUGGUGUCAAGAAUAUAUCACCUCACAGAAUCACCUUUUCAGUACUGUAGUCAUUAUCACCAAGACACAGCAAACGGGUGCUGAGUUCAUCUGUAAAAUGUGAACUUUUAUCAAAACAAAUAUUUUACAGAAUUUCCUAUAUAGGCCUAACUGAUCUUAUGUGCCUGUCUCAGCCAUACAGUGUGUGCCACUAGUCAGCAGUAUGUGCAGAAGGGCUUUAAAUAGGCUCUGCAAUCAAUAAUGGAUGUGGCCUUUCCUCCAUUUCCCCCCUCAUCAUCCAUGACCUUCCUCCAUGACUUCCUGUUCUGUCUUAUUUAUUACCACUCACUCUGCUCCCUUUUUUCUGUGCUCCUCUUCAUCCCAUCUCUCUACCCCCCCCCCCCCCUCUAUCCCAUCCCUCUCUCUCCUCUCCCCUCCCCCUCUCUCACUGCCCCCUCUCUCUUUCUCUCUCUCUCUCACUGCCCCCCCUCUCUCUCACACUGCCCCCCCACCCUCUCUCUCACACUGCCCCCCCACCCUCUCUCUCUCUCACUGCCCCCCACCCUCUCUCUCUACACUGCCCCCACUCUCUCUCUCUCACACUGCCCCCACCCCUCUCUCACACUGCCACCCCUCUCCCCACUGCCCCCACCCUCUCUCUCUACACUGCCCCCCCACCCUCUCCUACUCCACACCCUCUCUUCACACUGCCCCCACACCCUCUCUCUCACACUGCCCCCCCACCCUCUCUCUCUCUCCCACUGCCCCCCCACCCUCUCUCUCCACUCCCCCCCACCCUCCCCACACUGCCCCCCACCCUCUCUCUCUCACACUGCCCCCCCACCCUCUCUCUCUCACACUGCCCCCCCCACCCUCUCUCUCUCACCUCCCCCCCCCCUCUCUCCUCUCACACUGCCCCCCCACCCUCUCUCUCUCUCUCUCACUGCCCCCCCCACCCUCUCUCUCUCUCUCACACUGCCCCCCCACCCCCCUCCUCUCUCACUGCCCCCCCCCCUCUCUCUCCACACUGCCCCCCCACCCUCUCUCUCUCACACUGCCCCCCCCCCCUCUCUCCUCCACUGCCCCCCCACCCUCUCUCUCUCUCUCACUCUGCCCCCCCACCCUCUCCCCCCCACCCCCCUCCCUCUCUCACACUGCCCCCCCACCCUCUCUCUCCACUCCUGCCCCCCACCCUCUCUCUCCACACUGCCCCCCCCACCCUCUCUCUCUCACACUGCCCCCCCACCCUCUCCUCCCUCUCUCACUGCCCCCCCCCCCUCUCUCUCUCUCUCACUGCCCCCCCACCCUCUCUCCUCCGUCCUCUCUCUCACUGCCCCCCCACCCUCUCUCUCCUCUCUCCCUCACUCUCGCCCCCCCACCCUCUUCUCUCUCCUCACUGCCCCCCCACCCUCUCUCUCUCUCACACUGCCCCCCCCCACCCUCUCUCUCUCACACUGCCCCCCCACCCUCUCUCUCUCACACUGCCCCCCCCCCUCUCUCUCUCUCACACUGCCCCCCACCCUCUCUCUCUCUCACACUGCCCCCCCACCCUCUCCUCUCACACUGCUGGCCCCCCACCCUCUCUCUCUCACACUGCCCCCCCACCUCUCUCUCUCACCUGCCCACCCUCUCUCUCUCUUGCCCCCCCACCCUCUCUCUCUCUCCCUUGCCCCCCACCCUCUCUCUCUCUCUCUCCUCUGCCCCCCCACCUCUCUCUCUCUCUCUCUCGCUCCUCCCUCUCUCUCCCCUCUCUCCUGCCUCCCCCCCCUCCUCUCUCUCUCUCUCUCUCUCUCUUCUCUUCACUCUCUCCGCCCACGCCCUCUCUCACUGCUCCGCCCACGCCCUCUCUCACUGCUCCGCCCACGCCCUCUCUCACUGCUCCGCCACGCCAUCUUCACUGCUCCGCCCCUCUCUCUCACGGCUCUGCCCUCUCUCUCACGCUACCCCCCUACUCUCUCACUGCUUCCCCCCCCCCUCUCUCUCUCAUUCAUUUCAUUCAUUCAUUGCCCCACCCCUUCUCUCCCCGUAUCCCUUUCCUCUCUCCAGUGGUGAUGGUGUGCCUUCUGCGCUAUGCCCAGGUGAUUGAGCACAGCCACGGUUGCUGGAUUAACACCAACGCUUUGUUGUCUGGCUGCACCAACGCUGUAGGACUGGUCAUGGUGGGAAACUUCCAGGUGAUUCUCUUCACUCCAUUACUUCUCUAGACAUACAGUACAUCUUGAUUCCACAUCUCUGCUACCAGUCCCUCUCCAGCUGUGACUGUAUUAUCCCAAUGACUUGAUGUCAUUUAAACCCCACAAUCAUUUUUCAUUUUAGUCCUUUUAGCAGACACUCUUAUCCAGAGCAACUUACAGUUUUGUCAAUUAUCAAGUGGUGGCUAUAUUCUCCUGCUGAUUCCCUGUGUUGUCUAACGUUUGUCUAUAGGUUAAAAACAAGGGGUGGAGGUGGGUGGGUAGGAGUGGGUGUUACAGGCUUUGGUUUUUCUAUUUAUGUUUUGAGGUUGGAAUUUAGCACGUAUAGCUCGUUUAGCAAGUAGGGCGCACCUCGUCAGUCAGUAUGUGUUACACCUGUGCUGGUUGCCAUCUCGUUAGUGGGAAGUUGUUUCACCUGUUUUGGCCCAGGUGCUAUUUAGGAGUGGCUGGCCCAGUGCUCCAGGGGCAAGAUUUUGGGGAGAGCUACACUUCACGUAAGCUGAGGUGUGAUUUUGAAAGAAGCCUGAGUUUUGGUGUUUCCCCUGUUUUUUUUGCUCCAUAUUCUUUUUACUCCCUAUCCUGUGGGUUUUUCUUUUAGUUUGUCUUUUCGGAGGCAAACAUAGUGGGCAUCCAUGGUGGGUGUCUUUUAGAACCCCUUACUAGAGGCUUUGCCAACUUUCAGUGGGCACCCACAUGGGUGCAUUUUGGAACCCCUUUCUGUUUUGUUUUGGUUGUUAAAGUGAUUUUCUUUGUUAGCUCCCUUUGUUGUGAGCGACAUUUUGAGUUUGUCUUGUGGGAACGUAACAGUGGGUGGGUUCAGGGGGAUGGUCAAUGGAAUUUGGGUAUUCGGAGCGGCUUCACUUGUGUAUAAAAAUGUAUGUUUUCAAUCUCAAUAACAAAAUAGAUUCAUAACAUGUUUCCCCCCUCCUUGGGCAGGUUGACCAUGCCAAGUCUCUCCACUACGUUGGCGCGGGCGUGGCGUUCCCUGCGGGUGUGCUCUUCGUGUGCCUGCAGUGUGUUCUCACCUACCGGAUGGCCAUCACCGCCCUCGACUACUGGAUGGCACACGUCCGCGUGGCGCUGGCCGCAGGAGCCCUGGUCUCACUUGUCCUUAGUAUCCUUCCUGACUCGCUGGGAUUGGUGGAGGGUGGGGGUGGGUUAUUAGAUAUUGGUGACUGAUCAUUUCCCCAUAGCAUCAUGUAAUUUCAAUCAAGCACAGUUAAUGUGGGAUGUGAUGUGUAAUUUAUCUUCUGUAAUGAAACCUUGCAAUGGCUAGUCUGUAAAACCGCGUAAGCCGUAGUCUAAUUCCUGUCAGUGGUCUGUGAUGAAUAUGGCUCUGGGCAAAUGUAGUGCACUACAUAGGGAAUAGAGUGCCAUUUGGGACGCAUCCAUAUAUUUAUUGAUGUGGCCUUUCCUCAUCCAUCGACGGGGCUAUUGCGUCUCCUUAACUCUUUCCCCAGGUGGUAUCUUCUUCAUCCACGAGAGCUUUGUUCUCCAGCACGCGGCAGCCAUCUGCGAGUGGGUCUUCACCGUGGACAUCCUUGUCUUCUACGGUACCUUCACCUACGAGUUUGGCACAGUCACCAACGACACCAUGAUGGUCGGCCUGCAGCAGACCUACCACCACUCAGGGGUCAUGAUGGGCGGCGCGGCCAGGGCUGGGGUCAUGUCGCUGGGCAUGGGAGCCAAGGGCCUAAAGUCUCCUGGAGGAAGCAGCACAUCCACCCAUCUCAACUGCACCCCAGAGAGCCUAGCCAUGUUGUAGUCUGCGGGGGUCACAGGCGAUCACCACACUGCACUGCUGCAGAGGGGAACCACCACACAGGCAGCAGAGGUCAGGGGUCAAUGAAAGCACUGGCCAGCCAGAGGGAGGAGACAAGACAUUGAAAAUCACAAGAUAUGAUUGACACACCGGGUCGGUAUUGGGUUUUUGUGUUUUAAUAAGCCGUCCGCUUCUCCACAUCAGCAGAAAGGAUCACUUACACAAAUAAUACAUAUCUGGGAUGGUGAGGGGCUGUGAAUGUUUCCAAGAUGGCUGCUGGCACACUGGCCUCUCUGCACACUGACAUGAUGAUACCUUAUUUAUUUCUUAAAGAUCAGUGUUGUUCGACCGGUCACUGAGGCUUUUGCCAUGUCGGGAUGGCAGACACACAAUGUUUAUUUUAUAUGCCAACAGUUGAUGUUUUUUUUGCCACAUUUUACAGACUUCCUCUACCUGGCCAUGGUUUGUGGUGUGGCCCAGUCGGCCUGGUCUCUCAUGCCAUUCAACUCUGCACGCUACAAUUUGAAUGAGAGAGUAGAGUGCGUCGUUGGAUUGAUCAGACUUGGUUUGAGUUUUUUCUUUUGCGUAUACUCUGCCAAUGUUAAAGCAUCGUAAUAGAAAAUAUUGAAUGUUUGAGAAGUGGAACUAUAGAUAGUAUACCGUUAUGUACAUGAGAAGUCAGCCUGGCCUCAGAGCAAUACGAAAUAUACUUUACGUAUUUCUGAGCACCUCCAAGACGUAUGAUACCUACUAAUGGUCUAGUUACUUGAGACAGAAACUAAAGUAGGGAGGAUGGGUGGGCGUAAUCCGCGACAGUCUAGCAAUCCAAAGGUUGCAUGUUCAAGACGCGUCAGGGACAACUGUAGCAUUUUAGCUA